CAACAUAAAGAGUCUUGUAACUUCGAUAUCAAAUUGGAAGUUGAUCUUAAACCAUCAAGUGGUGUAGUCACGACCAUAUGCCGGAGCAACUUCAAACACAUGUACUGGACUCCACAACAACAACUGGCGCAUCAUACUAUUACAGGAUGCAACAUUAAACCUGGAGAUUUAAUGGGGUCCGGCACUAUAAGUGGAAACACUUCGGAUUCUUAUGGUUCAAUGCUGGAAUUAUGUUGGAAAGGCACACAUACCAUUGCGCUAAAAGAUGGUACAACAAGAAAAUUCCUUCAAGAUGGUGAUGAAAUAAUUAUUCGUGGUUAUUGUGAUGGCGAUGGUUAUAAAAUUGGUUUCGGAACAUGUACGGGUAAAUUGUUAUCUGCUAAUAACUAACAAGUGAAAUUGGUGCAC
This is a messenger RNA of Trachymyrmex cornetzi, 408 nucleotides long. It is a transcript of the gene Faa, whose product is annotated as fumarylacetoacetate hydrolase. The record is from RefSeq and is a predicted model, not a curated record. Bases 100 to 390 code for a protein of 96 amino acids. The transcript has 4 exons. Gene Ontology annotation, biological process: homogentisate catabolic process; L-tyrosine catabolic process; L-phenylalanine catabolic process. Lineage: Eukaryota; Metazoa; Arthropoda; Insecta; Hymenoptera; Formicidae. Gene Ontology annotation, molecular function: fumarylacetoacetase activity.